Messenger RNA from Drosophila erecta, 5095 nucleotides. RefSeq lists its product as uncharacterized. NCBI's taxonomy places the organism in Eukaryota, Metazoa, Arthropoda, Insecta, Diptera, Drosophilidae. The transcript has 5 exons. The coding region runs from base 296 to 4477 and encodes 1393 amino acids. The record is from RefSeq and is a predicted model, not a curated record. Gene Ontology annotation, cellular component: transcription regulator complex; nucleus. Gene Ontology annotation, biological process: regulation of transcription by RNA polymerase II.
AUAACUGCAUCGGUUGUCGAUAAAUGUUGCAAGCAAUUCGCGUUUGCAAGCGCCGACUUUUUGGUGUCGCAAAAAAACUUAUUUCCGGAGAAACUUGCGCUUGUAAUUAAGAUUUCUAUGGUUGCAACUGGUUCCCAAAUUAUCUCCGAGUGAUUUUAUGCUAAACAAGAGUACAAAUAUAGCUGUGGGUCCAGCGGAUUGGCCACCGGUUUCUCCGUUUCGAGAAUUCUCGACGGCUUGUGUGGGGGAAAAGCGCGGUUUAGCCAAGAUUGGAACGCUGGAAGGUGUCUAAGAGAUGGAGGAGAAGCCAGUUGCCAUCGGCAAUGAUGGCCAGGUCAUUGUUUCUGACCAAAUCGGACACAAGAGGAAAGGUGUGGUUGGCGUUAAAGCCGCAAAUCCGAUUAGCAGAAACACCAAUCCGGGAUCAGGGGAAGCCGGCGUCCUGCUAAGCUCCGAGGCAGAGAGGCGGUUGAUCGCUUUGGUACGCCGCCAGCCGAUAUUGUAUGAUGCCCGGCAUCCCAGAUUCCACGACGUCGCUCACAGGGAUGAACAAUGGCAGAAAAUCGCCCGCCGCCUGGGAACGGAUCUAACUAACUGCCUGGUGGCCUGGUCGGAGCUGCGCUACAGAUUCCAGCGCCAUGUGCGACGUCUAAGGGCCUUCCAACGCAGUGCCACCCAAAGCCAUCAGACGGUCCAGCGUCGGCGUCCUUGCAUGCGACACGAGGAGGAGCUGCUCUUUCUGUAUUCCCAUGUGGCCAGGUUCCCACUGAUUGUGGAGAAGAGCCAGCCGCCAGAGAUCGUGGAAACGGCAAAGGUAGUUGAGAGUAAGACCCUGCCCGAUGUGGAGUUUGUGGAACCUCCGGCUGUGGACAUCAUAGACUUGGAUCUCGAAGAGGACGCCACAUAUCACUACCGUUGCACUAGGGAACAGCGUCGCCUCAUUGAGGCAGUCCAGGCGUAUCCCAUUCUGUACAAUGCCAUGUGCAUGGGCUAUCAGAACAGACGACAUCGCGGCCUAGUCUGGGGUGCCAUUUCCAACGAACUCCAUGACAAAGCCACCAAGCUGAUGAAGAGCUGGCUGACGCUGCUAACUCGCUACGAAUGGGAGCUGACCCACCGCCCUUCUCAGGUCGGCACUUCGGAGCUGUGCCAACGGAUGGGCUUCAUGCAACCGCACGUACAGCUCCAGCGCAACACGGUAUGCAAGGCUUCCAAGUACCUGCAAAACGGAUGGCACGAGCCCAUCGAGCACUUUCGCAGCGUGAUGGCGCUGAUCAAUACGAUGCGCAACAUGCCGGAACUAGUGCAGCUGACGGACGAAUCUCUCAACCACGAGGUGAAGCCGCCGCGCUACGACGAGUUUUGGCAGAAGGUCGGUAUGGAAGUAAUGGCCAGCCACGAGCGCUGCGAGGUCACCUGGCUGGUACUGCGCUCCUUCCACCACGAAUUGCAGGCCAUGCGCUUAGCCGGCUAUCAACUGCAGGACAAGUGGUAUUUUGAGAACGCCCUAAGCAGUAUCUUCAAGCAAGUUGUCUCUCGUUCCGCGCCCCGUCAAGCCCUGAAACGCAAAGCAAACGGCUCAAUACCACUGGUGGGGGAGACACCGUCCAAGACACAGGUUCCGGCACGUCUGCCACUGGCUAUUGUCUACCCGCCCACCUCAAAAGGCAGCAGCACGAGCACUGCCACAAGCACUGGCCCCACCUUCAAGAAAGUCAAGAGCUCCUCUGGCCCAGGCAUCAACAACGCGUCCACCGCCGCCGCAACCAAGAGCGUCAGUUCAAGCGUGUCGCCCGAUCAAGCUGUUCCCGCGUUUGUCAUUCCCAAGAUCACGUCCGCCAUCAGUGUGAGCUCGGUCAAUACGAUACCACUGAAGCUGCCGCCGACAUUACGAAUUGCACCCAAGACGACGGGGACUAUGGGUACGGGCGUGUCCCCCAUCGCCGCUACCAAUCAGCUGGCGGGCUCAAAUGCAAAACCGGCUGAAGUGCGUCCGCAGAUCCCACAGCGUCCUGGCUUGCAGGUUACUAUCCAUACGAAGCCUCAAAUCACCAAACCCCCGCAAAUGGCACCGUCAGUUCCCCGCUCUAUAAUUCGAACGAUUAAUCCUAUAAAUCCAGCUCAGCCUCAACGGAGGUCCUCCGGAGGGCCAAUCUCAGCACUGGGAGCACUGCUCAGCGGAACGCUUGGACCGCAAAAUCCACUGCCUAUAAAUACACCAGCUCCGCAACGUAAACUGCCCACUUUGGUGCCAAUAAUACCAUCGAAUAUUACAGCUAACAGCAGUCAGCCAACAGCCACUGCAGCUCCUCCUAUGGUUCGAAUACACCAGCCGGGACUGAAAAGCGGUUGGGAAGGCAGGAGCAAUAGUUCUCCGGCCAGCAAGUCAAUGGGAUCACUAGCAGCCACAUCUUCGCCACCAGCAGCUCCUAUCGCACCAGCUGAGGAACCAGCGAGAGCUAAAACAUCAGUGAUAAAGUCCAAAGUGAAUGCGGUGCCAGCAACAACUGCAGAUUACAACAAAAAAUAUCGUCCAAUCGUACCGGCAGCCCCUACAGCAAAGGCGACAACCAAAUCUGCAACACAGCCAGCAAUUGAGCUAUCUGUACCUUCUCCACCAAUCCGCACUGGACACACAGUGCGAGCCAUACAAAAGACACCAUUAUUUCCUAAAUCUACAGCACAUGCUGCAUCUGCCACAUCGGCAACACAGGGCAGCCAGGCAACACAGGCCAGCCAGGCUAAAGUAGACAUUUCAGCACCAGUGGCCCCACCAGUCAAAUUGCCGACAAUAGCUGCGGCAACAACAGCAUCGCAGGCGGAUAAGGAAGCAUUACCGGAGCCAUUACCGGUCGGCGACAUAACCGUGCGACUGCUGGAGAAUGUCGCCACUGGGAACAUACUGCAAAUUUGUUGCGGCAACCAGGCUACUCGGUUCAAUCUCAAUAUGGUUAGGACGGCGACGCUGAUCCGCGAGGUGAUGGCUGUGCCGCAGCUGCACAAGGAAGAUCCACUAUUGGCGGCCAAGUGUGAUGAGUUCUGGAAGGUCAUCGCCAAGAAGUUUCACUUGCCAGAGGAAGCUUUGCGCGCAUGCUGGAAAUUCUUGGCGGACAACAUGAGUGUAUUCCCGAUGAUUGCGCCGAUGUCGGACCUAAUGCGUCCGUUCAAGGCCAGCGUAAAGGUGUGGGAAAAAUCGCAUCGCCUGUUUAGCAAAUUUGACGAGAUAGCACGAAAAUACCAGUGGUUGAAUCACAAGGACCUGUUGCCGGAAGUAAUACGGCACUUCGGGAAGUACGAGCACCUCUACUGGGAGAUGCGCAAGCCGCGACCUGGCGAAGAGACCCAAGCUCCACCCCAGUUGACGGAUCUGGAGAAACAGGACGUGUGGCGGGAGGCGCGCAUUAAAUACCCAAAUCUCAAUCAUCGGGAUAUUUGGUCAAUGUUUAUGUUCGCCUUCCGCACGUACAUGGAGGAUCUAGAGCGCGGCGUAGAGAAUCCUUGGCCACAAAACUGGUGGCAAGCACUGGAGCAGCUAAGGUUUCUGGCCAAUGUGCGCUACCAUCCGCUCGAGCCCUACUACUACAUCGUGCACAACAAGAUCUCAGAGGAGGUGAAACGCUGUAGCAUGUACGAGGCUCUAAUGUCCGCCGAUCCUACCGAUAAGCUAAAACCCACACCGGCAAGCCUUCUAACGCGCCUUUCCAAAGUGCCCAUGCCAUGGGAGACGGAGGAGGCCAAGCGCUUGCUAACCGGCAAGUUGAAUGGCUUGCGAACCGCAAGUACUGCUCCAACUGUCGCACGCGCUGCUCAACCUACUUCUGUACCUGAUGGCGCUUCCGUGUCCACAAAGACACCCGAGAGCAAGCCAGCGCCAAACGCCACCGUAAAAUCUCAUAAAGCCACGAACAGCUCGUCCGCCCAAAAACGGCUGCCUCUAACGAAAAGUGCCACCUGCAAUCUACCCCCCAUUGAGGCUUUUGAGCUAACCAAGGUCCUGCGCCGCCAACCACACACCUUCGAGCGGGCGAGCACCAUUGACAAGCGAACCGCCUGGGUUCGUGUAUCAAAGGAGUUGAAUGCCACAGUUACCGAAUGCCGUUUAGGACUGCAGUACGCUCUGCGCGAGAUGCGCAAUCUGAAGAUCGUCGAUCCAAUGAAUCAAUGUACCAUGGGUCACAAGUACUUCCAUCACAUGUCGGAGAUCUAUAAGCAGGUGAAGCCGAACGGCCAGCUCAUAGUCCGCACGCCACAGCAGCUCAAUCAGCUAAACCAAUCAAUUUCUGAGGUAACGCAGGAAGUUAAACCAAGUGGAUUCCUGCCUGAGAUCAAUUUGACCACCUGCAGCCCGGACCUCGUUGUGAAAAACUGGGCCUACGCCGUCGGUAACUUGUCCGCGGCCAGUCAGGAUACACUGCUCGCCAAGCUGACGCAGCUGUUCUCUAAAUAUGCCAAGAACGUCGAUUCGACACAGCCUUAGCUCUCCAAUCUUUUGGCACUCCUAGCUUAGUCAUAGCCAUCUUUGUAAGAACUUUCGCCGUUCCAUUGACACUCAUUGCGCGCACGUCAUUAUCUUUAGAAUACAUCUUAUUUAUAACAUUGUAAGUAACUUUUUUUUUAGACCCAUUUAGAAUAACUUUUGAAUAAAUGGGAUCAACAAGUCAGCUUCCAUUUGAUGUUUUGCGCUGGGACAAGUUUAACUUGCAUCAAAUUUAAGAGUUCUUCUUGAUUACCAUAGAUAAAACCAAACCCAAACUUGCGCAAUAAUAAAUAGUACUUAAUGUUGUCGGACUUUUACCCCAAAGUCAUAGGAUGAUAGUGAUGAGGGCCAGGCUCUUUGAUUAUCUAGACAUUUGUCGGUCAGCAUGGGCAUGGGCGCCGCCCAUUUGUAUCUCCGAAGACAUGAAAGUAAGCCCGAAUAAAUUGGGGCGUGCAAUUGCCAAAAGAUUUGAUUGCCAUUUUCCUGGAGGAGGAGGGUGAUAAUAAGGCGCACGUAAAACGCAAGGGGAUGAUUGUCCAGGAUAGAGCAAUGGGUAGUGUUUGGCAAUAUACUAUUCGAAUGAUUUAAAUAAAACGCAGUUUCACAUUCCUUUGCAAA